This is a messenger RNA of Columba livia (rock pigeon), 2575 nucleotides long. RefSeq names its product RNA polymerase I and III subunit C (gene POLR1C). Gene Ontology annotation, molecular function: protein dimerization activity; DNA binding. NCBI's taxonomy places the organism in Eukaryota, Metazoa, Chordata, Aves, Columbiformes, Columbidae. Gene Ontology annotation, biological process: DNA-templated transcription. The record is from RefSeq and is a predicted model, not a curated record. Gene Ontology annotation, cellular component: RNA polymerase I complex; RNA polymerase III complex. The coding region runs from base 239 to 1180 and encodes 313 amino acids. The transcript is spliced from 9 exons.
UGUGUGUGGCGCAGGACGGGGAAGGAAGGGCGUAGCGGGAUAGGCGGACGAGUGGCCAGCGACAGGGGAUGGCGAGGCGGUUGUGAGCAAUGCGCUGGGGCAGGCGCUCCGGGCCGGCCGGCGGCGGCGGGGAAGCGGCAUCCUCCCCGGGCGCGGUGACUGCCACGCGUGGGCGGACGGAAGCCCGUCACGUGGCGGGGAGCACCGCCCCCGUCACCCCCCGCGGGCGGCGGCGGCCAUGGCGGCUGAGGGGAUCACGGACACGAUGCGGGACCGCGUGGUGCUGGGCGAGUUCGGCGUCCGCAACGUCCACACCACCGACUUCCCCGGCAACUACCCUGGCUACGAGGACGCCUGGGAUCAGCGGCGCUUCGAAGAGGCGUUCCGCGUGGACAUUAUCCGCGAGGAGGAGGGCGCGCUCGAGUUCGACAUGGUGGGCAUCGACGCCGCCAUCGCCAACGCCUUCCGCCGCAUCCUGCUGGCCGAGGUACCAACGAUGGCUGUAGAGAAAGUCUUUGUGUACAACAAUACAUCCAUUGUACAGGAUGAAAUUCUGGCUCAUCGCUUGGGCCUCAUCCCUAUCCGGGCUGACCCUCGACUUUUUGAAUAUAGAAAUCAAGGAGAUGAAGAAGGCACAGAAAUCGAUACUUUGCAGUUCCAGCUGAAAAUAAAAUGCAGCCGAAACCCUCAGGCAGCCAAGGAAUCAUCUGAUCCUAAUGAACUAUAUUUCAAUCACAAAGUGUACAGUAAACAUAUGACGUGGGUGCCCCUGGGGAAUCAGACAGACCUCUUUCCAGAUCCUGACUUCCGACCUGUUCACGAUGACAUCCUCAUUGCACUGUUGCGACCUGGCCAGGAAAUAGAUGUGCUUAUGCACUGUGUCAAGGGUAUAGGUAAAGAUCAUGCCAAGUUUUCUCCUGUGGCCACGGCUAGUUAUCGACUGCUUCCUGACAUUACUCUCCUGCAGCCUAUUGAGGAUGAAGCAGCUGAGACAUUGCAGAAAUGCUUUUCCCCUGGAGUCAUUGAGAUCCAGAAAAUCAAGGGAAAAAAGGUGGCAAGAGUAGCCAAUGCACGGUUAGACACGUUCAGCAGAGAAGUUUUCCGUCACGAGAAUCUGAAAAACCUUGUGCGCCUGGCAAGAGUGCGAAACCAUUACAUCUCUGAACUGCAAAUACUAUGAAGAAGCUGGCUCUCCAACCCUUCUUCACUUCCACUGCUACUGAUGGACCACUACACCUCAAAUACCUCUGAGAAUCCACCCACACAUUCCUCCUGAAGAGAAGCCCCUUACCUAGGAUGGCAUUCUUCUCCACCUCCAGCAUGUCUAAGGCCUUUGCAAACGUUUCUCCCAGCCUAGCCACCAUCUCUGGCAUGUAGAGAUUGUUGUGAGUCCUGAAACAGAAGAGCACUUGGUUUAUACUCAUGUGGGUCAAUCCCUUUUGCCCUUGACAGUGGGAUCCUCUCCUUCAGCUUGUGAACAGCUCCUCUGAGGCAGAUGAUGAGGAAGGUGAGACCAAGCACGUGUGCAUGGGAUCCCCCUUCCCCACCUGCAAAAAUAUCGGGGAAGCUGACCUGACAGAGACAUGGAGUGACUCCAUCUCAUGUCCUGAAUUUCCUGGCUGCCCCUUCCACUUAUUCGAGGUUCACCCCACCCCUUGCAAGCACUGGCAGUAAAAACUCCCAGCAAUUCUCCAGUUGAUGCUGGCAACAGCUUAUUAGCUUGGCCAAAGGGAUCAGAGAAUGUAUUUUAAAAACUGACAAGAUGAGGAUCAUGUAAUCUCAAAAGAUCUUCUGCACCUAAGGCCCCUGCAGAGGGAGGGGCUGUUUCAGCUCCAAAAUGCACACACUGCCCCCCAGGGAUGGGUCACAGUCCCCAGAAUGGCAGGUGGCAUCGGAGGGACUCUAGGGAGAACAUCAGUCCAAUCAGAUGUUACUCAUGGCAGACACAUGUGCCCCCUGGACAGGCACGGUCAGCUCUCCACCAGGGAUACCAAUUCAGCCAUGGGUGGCCGGUUCUUGCCAUCCAGGCCAAAAUGGGUCCCCUCUAAGCCAGGGUAGUGACACUCAGAGCUGGACUUGGCAGGGGGUGUCUCUCUCACCUACCUCUCUCCUUUGAGACCUCAGACCUCCACUCUGGGUGUCGCCAGCUGCACACAGCACAAAUCCUGCAGCCUCCUCCAAAACUGCAAUGCCAUUGUACCUGCUGCUAGAGGUGAUCAAGGGCAACUCAGUAUCUCCCCCUAGAGCAGCGUUUCCCAAAGCAGGGGGGUACAUGGGAAUGGCUGGGGGAAGGGAGCAUGGACAGACCUCGGUACGUUCUCCAGAGUCUCAGCUUUCACUCAUGUCUUAAUGAUUUAUUAAUUUUUCUUGUUUUCCUUUUUCUUUUUUUUAUGGCCUCUGUUCACAGUCCUGGCAACCCUGAUGCAGUGAUGUCUGCCUGAGUUUGCAGAGCGCCUGGGUUAGCUCCAAAACGGUAACUAUCCCAUUCCUCUCUGCAAGUGUUAAAUACUUCCCUGCUCACUGCACGUGAGGAAGGCAAGUAUAUAAGUUUCAUAAGAAAAAGCUACACAAAUGA